AUGUCUGGUUAUCCACAGCUGACGCUGUUUUCCUCAGCAACGAGAACCGCUGGAUCCGCUGCAUUAUUUUAGCGAGGUUUCUUGCGUUGCUUGUCUCAGAUAAGUCAAGAUAUUCGUGUUAAAUUAGGCUUCAGUAGCGUGCGAUGGAUGAAAAGCGCAGAGCCUCCUGUCAGUAUGGAUCCCUGGAAUGCACGAAAUGGAAAACAGAUGUGGACCAAACAGAGGCAGAUGUGGUCUCAAUGGCAGACUCUACUAUCACAGUGGGGGACAUAGAGGGAGAACUCUGCAAAAUCGAACGGAUCAGAGACAUUUUGAUCAGGAGGGAAUCUGAGCUGAGAUACAUGAUGGAUGAUAUCCAGCUAUGUAAAGAAAUUACAAGACUGAAGAAAGAGCUUCAAAAGCUUUUAUCUAUCCCAGAUAAUGACAAGUCUAAUGAAGACAAACAGAAGGAGGAAGAGCUUCUGAAACAGAUUCAUAAAUUAGUGGAGGCCAGAGACUUCCUGGUAGAUGAUGUGGAGUUUGAGCGUCUCAGGGAACGGGAGGAGGACAAAGAGAUGGCUGAAUUUCUUAAAUCCAAACUACCAAAAAGCUCUCAAACCAAGAGUGUUGCUCGCAUUGGGAGGAGGCCGCCCAGAGCCCAGCAGAACUCUACUCCCUUUGUAACCAAGACAGGCCUUACUUUGCUGAAGGAGUGCUGUGGAUUCACCUGCUCUAUAAUGUAAAAGGCACACUCUCGGCAGAGGCAGCAGGAACACAAUGCAAUUCUAGAGCCUUGGAUGAAGAUGACCUUUUAUUGACAUCAGGAGACUCAAAGAAUACGAUGUGAACCAACACUACAGUUUUCUGAAAGACAAAGCUCUGAAGUUGUCUGAUAAGGAAUAGCAGUCUAUCCAUCACUCUUAUAUUUGUAACUUUUUUUUCCAUGCCCAUUUGCUCACUUUCUACGUCUCUCAUUUUUUCUUUGAAAAAUCCUGUUUCAUUGUAUUACAGAGAACAUUUUGUGCUCUCUCAAGGGUCCUGCUGUCAGCAGCUCAGCUAGUUUGCUGUCAUCCCCUACCCUUACCUUUUCCCUCAUGAGACAUUGCUACAGCACUGCAGUACCUGUGACUUCAUCAUCCAUAAAUGCUUAAGUUUCAGUAGAGGUUCCAUUUAGACUGCUGAUUCUUAGCCAAGCCAGGCUCAUUGAAAAUAUGUGCCUGCUGCAACAUUUCUGCAAAAUAAUAUUAUGUUACUUCUUGCAUUCAUUCACAACACUUUGAAAGUAAAACGUUCCAGUGAGCGGCGCUAACUAGACGUUCAGUUUUAUCCAAAACAGAUGAACGUGGCAAUGUUUUAUGUUGGUUUUUACACGUAUCGUGGCAGUUUGGAAAUGCAAUGUUCUAUUGUAUAUGAAAAUAACGCACCACCUACACUAAAUCCUUAACCGACAGUGUUAACAAAAAGCAAACCUGAGAUAACAACACUCACUUGAAGGAACAAUGCCAUUUUAGCUUGCUUCUAUAAGUCUUUGAGCUCAUUUAUUGUGAUUAGUGCUCUACGUUGCAAAUGAACUAUUGUACCAGGUGAGCUAAUGAGCAAGUUUACUAUGCCAGAAAAGCCAUAUGGAGCUAAUUAUAUGAUGCAAACAUCAAAAUGUAUUAGUUUACAAAUCCUUCACUAUGGUAAAAGUGUUUUUGAGGUCAUAACAUAGUAUUGUUCAAGAAACUGUGCACAAAUAUAUCUUUAUUAAUCUGCCCCCUUUAAUCAAUUUGUGUGAAAAAGAAUUAAAGUUGUCUGUGUUUUACUGCUUUAUAUUUCUGCAUAAAACUGUAGUGAAUUGUAGAUAUA
Labeo rohita (rohu) is the source of this 1827-nucleotide messenger RNA. It is a transcript of the gene pik3r6a, whose product is annotated as phosphoinositide-3-kinase, regulatory subunit 6a. Bases 144 to 722 code for a protein of 192 amino acids. The record is from RefSeq and is a predicted model, not a curated record. The transcript is spliced from 6 exons. NCBI's taxonomy places the organism in Eukaryota, Metazoa, Chordata, Actinopteri, Cypriniformes, Cyprinidae.